This is a messenger RNA of Geodia barretti, 903 nucleotides long. Lineage: Eukaryota; Metazoa; Porifera; Demospongiae; Tetractinellida; Geodiidae. The record is from the annotation of a GenBank genome assembly.
AUGGUUGGCCUGGGCCGCAUGGGUGGCAACAUGGCCCAGCGAUUGUUGCGGGGCGGCCACACGGUGGUAGCUUUUGACCAAAGUGCGGCGGCGUUGGCCGCCAACGUGUCGGAAGGCGCGGCCGGCGCAGAUUCCGUGGCCGAUCUGGUCGGGCGGCUGGCUCCGCCGCGGGCGGUAUGGCUCAUGCUGCCGGCCGGUGAAGUUACCGAGGCCUCAAUGGAGGAACUGGGCGGGUUGCUGGCGCCGGACGAUGCCAUCAUCGACGGAGGCAACGCCAACUACAAGGAAACCCUGCGCCGUGGCAAAACUUUGGCCGAGCGCGGUAUCCACCUGCUGGACGCUGGCACCAGCGGCGGAAUCUGGGGGCUGACCGAAGGCUAUUCGCUGAUGGUGGGCGGAGACCCGGACGUGUUCCGGCGGCUGGAACCCAUCUUUCAGGCCCUGGCUCCGGGGCCGGACCGGGGAUACUGCCGCGUUGGGCCCACCGGAGCCGGCCACUUCACCAAGAUGGUGCACAACGGCGUGGAAUAUGGCCUGAUGCAAGCCUACGCCGAGGGUUUCGAGUUGCUGCAAGCCAAGCAGGAUGACUUUGAUCUGGAUCUGCUGGCCAUCGGCAAAACCUGGCAGUACGGCAGUGUGGUGCGCUCGUGGUUACUGGAUAUGGCGGUGCGGGCGCUGGAGGAGGAUGGAGACCUGGAAAGCCUGGCGUCCUACGUGGAGGAUUCCGGUGAAGGGCGCUGGACGGUGAACGAAUCGGUGGAACUCGCGGUGCCAACUCCCGUAAUCACGGCGGCGUUAUACCAGCGAUUCCGUUCCCGACAAGAGCAACCGUUUAGCGGGCGUAUGCUGGCCGCACUGCGCAACCAGUUUGGAGGACACGCCGUCCGCAAUAUUGAGCCGUAA